AUAGGUGUUGAGUCAAGGGAGGGAGUGCUUGCGGCUCAUUAUUACACACGGAUGUGCUGAACUGUCCGUGACAACCAUCAAAAACACGCCACACAACCGAACGAGUGCGUCCCGAGUCGAUCAGAGACGGUGGAGGUGUCGUGUUGGCUUGUUUUUGUUGUAUGACAGCAGAAGAUUGUUGAGCCGAAGCUGGGAUUUCUCCUCAGAAAGCACAGUUUAGUCCACAAGGAUGGCUUCUCGUAAAAAGGUGCUUCUGAAGGUGAUCAUUCUCGGCGAUUCUGGGGUUGGGAAGACUUCUCUGAUGAACCAAUAUGUCAAUAAGAAGUUCAGCAAUCAGUAUAAAGCCACCAUCGGUGCAGACUUUCUUACCAAGGAGGUGAUGGUGGAUGACAGGCUGGUGACAAUGCAGAUCUGGGACACAGCAGGACAGGAGCGCUUCCAGUCUUUGGGUGUGGCUUUUUACCGCGGGGCGGACUGCUGCGUGCUGGUGUAUGAUGUGACCGCACCGAACACCUUUAAAACCCUGGACAGCUGGAGGGACGAGUUCCUCAUUCAGGCCAGCCCUCGAGACCCGGAGAACUUCCCCUUUGUAGUGCUUGGCAACAAAAUCGACUUGGAGAACAGACAGGUGACAACGAAACGAGCCCAGGCUUGGUGUCAGAGCAAAAACAAUAUCCCGUACUUUGAGACCAGCGCAAAAGAGGCCAUCAACGUGGACCAAGCUUUCCAAACGAUCGCUCGCAACGCCCUCAAACAGGAGUCUGAGGUGGAGACGUACGACUUCCCAGACCAGAUUAAACUGAGAGAUGACAGACCCGUGUCCACUGGUGAUGGCUGCAGCUGCUGAGAUGGGACGUUUGGAGACCGAGGAGACCAGAGAGGCAGAGAGCCAGCGCGGGGCGGACCGAUCCCCAUGUGCAAAACAUCCAGCAUUCAGAAGAAAACACUUUCUUUCCAAACUUGUAUGUAAAGAACUGUUAGGAAUUUAAAGAAACUCCUGCUACAGCAUCACUUUUAAUAUAACUGUCUUUAAGGAUAUUAUUUCUAUGAGAAAGAGAUGAAACAUGAGCUAUUCUAUUAUUUACAAGUGAUUUUUCUUUUUGCUGCUUGUUUUGUUUAUUCCUUCAUCCAUGCAGAUUAUAGUCUUUCAGACUCGUCUCCUGCUUAUAUGUCUGUCUGUGCCUUUUUCCUUUUUUUUAGGAUGUAGAAGCAUUCACACUUCCUUGAAAUUCCUUUAUUUUGCCAAAUCCUUUAAUAUGUUAAACUUAAUCGAUUCUUUAACUAAAAAAAAACUACACGCACACUCAGAAUAAACAGCCCAACAUGUCACAAUAUCAAAAUCUUCAGAAGAAUUUAAGAGCUGCCAAGGCUAGAAAGAAAUAUUCAAAGUUUGUGCCUAAGGACGCCCACCUACACAGUACAAGUCUUCGGUACAGGAAGGCUGGUGGUGUCAAAUGAACGUUUUGGGGAUCUGGGAGCUCACGAAAUAUUAAGUGCAAUCAUUUUAACCAUGCAACAUGAUUCCUUUUGCUUCAAAUGAAAGCGUUUCCCCAGUUUUAAUGUAUGAAUGUAAGAUUAAUGAUUAAUUCCUGUCUUGACCUCAUGCUGUUUAAUUACUUGGUUUACAGUUUAUUUUUAUGUUUCUGUGUUCAUAUAGUAGACAUUUCUAAUGGGCUCAUCUCAUUGACCAAAUGAUGGGUAUGAUGUAGGUCAAAUAAAGGCACAAAAUGUGAAGGAAAGCUGAAAUUGAAGAGUGAGUCCUGAGAACCCUUGAAUCCAUGUGAUUUUGUUAAAUGUCUUAAUUUCUAUCAACCAGUAUUGUAGAUGAUUUUGAUCAAAAACUCUUAGCGAUGUCUGCCAAUAGAAACACAUCUGUCCCUCUUUUAUAAGACAAUUACCUUUCCUUGAACACUGUUAAAUCAUCUCUCGGUAUUGUUUUAUCAACAAUGCUCCAUUAAUAAAUCUUUAUUCAAAUGACAAAACA
Onychostoma macrolepis is the source of this 1984-nucleotide messenger RNA. RefSeq names its product Ras-related protein rab7-like. Gene Ontology annotation, molecular function: GTP binding; GTPase activity. Gene Ontology annotation, biological process: endosome to lysosome transport; phagosome-lysosome fusion. The record is from RefSeq and is a predicted model, not a curated record. Gene Ontology annotation, cellular component: phagocytic vesicle; lysosome; late endosome. Lineage: Eukaryota; Metazoa; Chordata; Actinopteri; Cypriniformes; Cyprinidae. Bases 230 to 847 code for a protein of 205 amino acids. The transcript has 6 exons.